AUGUUGCAUUUGAAACCAGGUAUCAGUACAAAAUCUUUAAAAUCUAGUUUGGGGAAAAUUACAUUCGAAUUAUAUUGGGACUAUGCAAAAAAUACAUGCAGAAAUUUUGCUCAAUUAAGUAAGAUUGGGUACUACAAUGGAGUAACCUUCCAUCGAGUCGUCAAUAACUUCAUAAUCCAAGGAGGCGACCCAACAGGCACAGGUCGAGGUGGGCAGUCAAUAUAUGGGAAAAAUUUUGACGAUGAAAUUACUGGUAGCUUGAAGCAUACUGGAGCAGGGAUCUUAUCAAUGGCAAAUUCCGGUAAAGAUUCAAAUGGAUCUCAGUUUUUUAUAACUUUGUGUCCCUGCCAACAACUUGACAUGAAACAUACUAUUUUCGGACGUGUGGAUAGUGGAAUGAGUGUUAUUAGGCGUAUUGGAAUGGUCGACACCGACCAUAAUGACAAGCCUAUCGAUCCAAUUAUUAUCCAUAAAGCGUAUGAGUUUUAA
Octopus sinensis (East Asian common octopus) is the source of this 489-nucleotide messenger RNA. Its product is annotated as peptidyl-prolyl cis-trans isomerase ppi1-like. Gene Ontology annotation, molecular function: peptidyl-prolyl cis-trans isomerase activity. Gene Ontology annotation, cellular component: catalytic step 2 spliceosome. The coding region runs from base 1 to 489 and encodes 162 amino acids. NCBI's taxonomy places the organism in Eukaryota, Metazoa, Mollusca, Cephalopoda, Octopoda, Octopodidae. The record is from RefSeq and is a predicted model, not a curated record. Gene Ontology annotation, biological process: protein folding; protein peptidyl-prolyl isomerization. The transcript has a single exon.